Triticum aestivum (bread wheat) is the source of this 504-nucleotide messenger RNA. RefSeq lists its product as uncharacterized. The record is from RefSeq and is a predicted model, not a curated record. The transcript is spliced from 4 exons. The coding region runs from base 61 to 504 and encodes 147 amino acids. NCBI's taxonomy places the organism in Eukaryota, Viridiplantae, Streptophyta, Magnoliopsida, Poales, Poaceae.
CCAAUUGUUCAGUAUACAUACCACAUCAAUACUAAUGCUGUUGAAAAAUGAUAGGUACGAAUGGGAAAUGCAAAUAGCAAGGCACCGGAAGAGAAAAAGGUGUCAGAUGUGCCUGUACCCCCUCUUGCUGACCUACAUUCACAAGGGAGCCAAGGCCAUAAUGUUGACGGAAAUGUUGAUGAAUACAACCCAGCAAUCAUUCCCGUAGCUGACAAUGUUGACAAUUAUCAAAUGACUCCAGACUUGGAAGCACACAAGGAAACAGAUGGAACUGGCAUGACACGGUUAGAGCAGGACGAGCUUGCAAACCUAACCAAACACCCUCUUUCUGAGAUAACAAUUGUUGAUCAGCCUGGGCAUGCGAGUUUACACAACCCAUCAAUCUCCUUCUGUAGCCAUGAUGUUGCUUCGUUCCCUGGUCCAAGUACUCUCACAGAUAUCUGUGCCCGCGGCCUUGCAGGAAGUUCAUUUGGUAUGAUCCGACACGUGCAUCAUGGACAGUGA